UGUCAAAUUCACUAAUGUCAAGUCAAUUCAAUCAAUUGAUUUCAUUCGCUUAUUAUUUAGUGUAAUUAUUUAGCAUUAAUAAACUUGAUUAAAUAGAAAAAUGUUUAUUCAUAACAUACAAUUUUAUAAAUAAUUUUAUGAUUCAAGCUUUUUGACGUAUAUCUUGCGUAUUCAGCUAGGGAAAAAAUAUUCUCUGUUAAGAAUGGCGUCCGUCGCUGCUUGCCGUGUUUGUCUUGCUGUGGACGCGAGACUGGUGACCAUUCCCGUCUCCCUGAAGCUGGUAUACGAAAAGCUUACCAGUACCACUCUGCACACACUGGACGGGCGGCCCGUGUCUGCCUGCUACAUCUGCUACGCUCAGCUCCGCAAGUGUCGCAGGCUGAUGCUCACCUCGCUCAGGGCUGAGGCUCUGCUUACUGAAAUGUUAUAUUCACAUUCACGGAUAACUGACAAAUUGUUGUCAGAAAUUGACCGCAGCUCUGUGGGGCUGUGUGGAUCACUGACCAUCACUAAGAAUGACGGCUACGACAUCAUUCCAGACUUUGUCGAGGUACAGGUCAAGGUGGAACACGAUGUCACUACAACUAAAUCUGAAAAGGCUAUCAAAUGGGACUCGGACGAUGACAAUGACCCUAUAAGUGUAGCACAUUCACCAAGCAAUAAGGAUUUGACAGUGAAAAGAGAGGAGGAAGAUCCAGCAACAUCUGGGGCUGACAGGAAAGCUGAAGGCUCAACAAGCAAAACCAAACGGCGUAAGUCCCGACGGGACUCGCCAACAGCGCCCCGACGGCACCAGUGCAAAGUUUGUCAGCGACGAUUCAAACGGCAUUCCGCCAUGAUGGUCCAUGCCAGAACACACACCGGCGAGAAACCUUACCAGUGCCACAUCUGUCACCUUCAGUUCAACCAAACAGGGAAUCUGUUGAGGCAUUUACGUACUCACACUGGUGAGAAACCUUACGAAUGUAACGUGUGUCAACGUAGAUUUACCCAAAAAAAUGCUUUGUUAAGCCACUCGACGUCUCACACUGGUGAGAAACCUUAUCAAUGUAAUAUUUGUCCUAAACGCUUUGGUCAGAAUGGUGCUUUGCGUAACCAUUUAAAGACCCACACUGGUGAGAAACCGUUCGAAUGUAAUGUUUGUCAAAAACGCUUUGUCACAAGCAGUAAUUUGCAAUCGCAUUUGAAAAUUCACACCGGCGAGAAACCUUUUGAAUGUAAUAUUUGCCAGAAGCAGUUCCGUCAGAGCGUCACUUUGCGUUUGCAUUUAAAGACUCACACUGGUGAGAAAUUUAAAAGCGGUGACGAUCAAAAUAGAACAGACGAUUUUCCAUUUGGAUGUGAUAUGUGCACGCGACGUUUCAAAGAAAAAGCCGAUUUGGAUUCUCAUGUGAAAUCUAAUGUUUGUCAAAAACUUUUUAAAUGUGACACGUGUCAAAGAUUAUUUAGUAAAAAGCAAAUGUUACAAGUCCAUAUGAGGACUCAUACUGGCGAGAAACCGUAUAAAUGUGUUGUAUGUCAAACUAGGUUUAGAGCUCAGGGUGGCUUGACAAGUCACAUGCGUAUUCACACCGGCGAGAAACCUUAUAAGUGUGUUGUGUGCGAGAAACGGUUUAGCCUGAAGUGUAGUCUGAAAACUCAUGCCAGACUGCACACAGGUGAGAAACCUUUCCAGUGUAGCGUGUGCCCGCGUCGGUUCAAUCAGAACAUUCACUUGAUAGCGCACAUGAGAACUCACACGGGUGAGAAACCUUUUGAAUGUCAAGUGUGUUUACGUAGGUAUAGUCAAAAGACAGAUUUGUUGAAUCACGUGAGAACUCACACCGGUGAGAAACCCUUCGCGUGUGACGUGUGUCCUCAUUGGUCUAGCUCUAAAAGGAACUUGUUGAAGCAUCUAAAAUCUCACAGCGAGAAAGUUCCUGGUGUCUGUGAAGCCCUGUCCAGCUCUAGAGCGGAGUGUUCUGAUAUUCUACCGGCGACUGUUGAAAUCAAAACAGAGCUGGAAACCGAUGUUGCCACUGUUGAAAUUAAAAUUAAGUUGGGGUCAGAUGUUAUCAACCCAGAGGUCAAAACUGAGUUUGAGUCAAAUAUUACCAACACUGUGAACUAUAAGGAGAAUUCAGAUGUUGGCAAAAUUGAGACAGAUUUGGAUGUUACCAAAACUACAAUCAAAAUUGAGUCUGCUGGUCAUCUACAGGCUUCAGAAGUGAGAUAUGUCAACAUCCAUGAUGUGAAACUUGACAUUCAUGAAGAUAAACCCUUAUUGGAACCCAAAAUAGAGUUGAACACGACAGAGGAAAGCAGAGAGCUCGGAGCAGAUGGCGCUUCGGCUCAGUUGUCAGCUGAGAAACAGAAACGACUUGAAGGGAACAUAACCAACAGGAACCGGCUGCAGACGAGAGAUUCAAGGAAAGAUGAGUCACAUCACGAAUGCGAUGUUUGUCAACGUAGUUUUGUGUCUAAAAGUGGUUUAACAUCACAUUUAAGGGUACACAUAAAUGAAAAACCAUAUGUAUGUCCCUCGUGCCACAGUGGAUUCACAAAAAAAACUGCUCUAGACAGACAUUUGAAAAAACAUAGCGGCGAGAAACCAUAUGAAUGCAAUAUGUGUCAAAGUAGAUUUUCUGUAAAAAGGUCUUUGGAAUAUCAUUUAAAAACACACACUGGGGAGAAGCAAUAUAAAUGUGAUAUAUGUCAGAGCCAGUUUAUUCAUAAAACUAAUUUGAUAUAUCACUUAAAAAUUCACACCGGACAGAAACCGUAUGAAUGUAAUGUGUGCCGAAGUCAGUUUAGUGUUAAAAGUAACUUAGCAUCUCAUCUGAAAAUACACACUGGUGAGAAAGCUCAUAAAUGUAGUAUAUGUCAAAGUAGAUUUACAUUAAAAGGUAAUUUGGACAUACAUAUGAGGUCCCACACCGGGGAGAGACCGUAUGAGUGUGACGUUUGUCAUAGUCGAUUUUCUCAAAGGGGCUCAUUGAAAUAUCAUUCAAGAACACAUACCGGUGAGAAACCUUAUGAAUGUAGUGUAUGUAAUAGUAGAUUUGUUCGCAAAGCUCAUUUAGAAAGACAUACAAGAAGAGCACAUAGCAUGAUAACGGACCCUGGGCUCCGACGGUCAACGGCUGAGGAAGAAGUCGGGAAAACAGAUGAAAGAGACCAAUCACCAAAAUAACACAUUAAAUGUAUUAUUUUCAAAUCUAUAUUUUAACAGAAUAUAUGUAUUUAUUAAAUUUAUGAGACUGUAAACAGUUGUAACAAUAUUAUAUUUUAAUUUAAAUAAAUCUCAAAUAAAAAAACAAGCUGUGUCAAUUCAUAUUCAUCCAUACUGGAACCAUCCAGUUAUUGGUUAUCAUAUAGUUAUCGAUGUUUCUGUUACAUAUGUACUUGUAUCGUGAAAUAAAUAAUAUAUUGUUAC
Messenger RNA from Plodia interpunctella (Indianmeal moth), 3415 nucleotides. Its product is annotated as zinc finger protein 271-like. Gene Ontology annotation, biological process: regulation of gene expression. The record is from RefSeq and is a predicted model, not a curated record. Gene Ontology annotation, molecular function: zinc ion binding. Gene Ontology annotation, cellular component: nucleus. The transcript has 7 exons. NCBI's taxonomy places the organism in Eukaryota, Metazoa, Arthropoda, Insecta, Lepidoptera, Pyralidae. Bases 203 to 3172 code for a protein of 989 amino acids.